AUGGUUGUCGAUACCGCAUACUACGACACUCUCGGUGUCCAACCCACCGCCACAGACAUCGAGAUCAAGAAGGCCUACCGGAAGCUGGCCAUCAUCCAUCACCCGGACAAGAACCCCAACGACCCCUCCGCUCACGAAAAGUUCCAAGAGAUUGGCGAAGCCUACCAAGUCCUCUCGGACAAGGACCUCCGAGCAGCCUACGACAAGUAUGGAAAGGACAGCGCGAAGCCUUCUGAGGGCUUCGCCGACCCGGCCGAGUUCUUCAGCUCCAUCUUUGGCGGCGACGCUUUUGUCGACUGGAUCGGUGAGAUCAGUUUGAUGAAGGAUCUGACGGCGACCAUGGACAUCACCAUGCAAGAGGGAGAGGAGGGAGCCGAGGGCGCUGAGGCUGCCGACGGCGAGUUCCCCGGUACCGAGGAGGCCAAGAAGGAGAGCAUGAAGGCCUCUGGCGAAGCAGACAAGACUGGUGCGGCUGCCGCCGCUCCCCCGCCAACUGUCGUUGUCGAAGAUGAGAAGGAAGCCCACAAGGCGCAUGAUUCCGCCGCUACCGGCACAGCCAAUGCGCCUGCACCAUCCGCUGCCGAAGCCAGAACACCGUCGCCGAGCCCGUCGGGUACCUCAAAGCGCACCCAGAUCCCUCUCCGGCCCGCGCUUAUGGACAGGCCCUCGGACGAAGUCGCAGGCCAGCCUGAGUCGGAGGAGUCGCUGCGGAAGAAGGAGAAGAAGAAGGGCAGCUUGACAAAGGAGCAGCGUGACCAGCUCGCCGCUUACGACAAGGAGCGCGCCCGCGUCCGCCAGGAGCGUGUCGAUACUCUCGCCCGCAAGCUCCUCGACAGAAUAAGCGUGUGGACCGAGACCGACAAGGGCUCUGACGUCACGAAGGCCUUCCAGGAGAAGACUCGUCUCGAGGUGGAGAAUAUGAAGAUGGAGUCUUUUGGUCUGGACAUCCUCCACGCCAUCGGCCAGACGUACUUGGCCAAGGCCACGGCGUUGCUGCGGAGUCAGAAGUUCCUGGGCAUCGGCGGUUUCUUCAGCCGCGUCAAGGACAAGGGCACGAUCGUGAAGGAGACGUGGAACACCAUCAGCUCUGCCAUCGACGCACAGCAGACCAUUGAGGAGAUGGCGCGCAUGGAGGAGAAGGGCGGCGAGGAGUGGUCCGAGGACCGCAAGGCCGAGUACGAGCGCCGCGUCACAGGCAAGAUCCUCACUGCCGCAUGGCGUGGCUCCAAGUUCGAGAUUCAGAGUGUGCUGCGUGAGGUGUGCGACUCUGUCCUGAACGACAAGAAGGUGCCCCUAGCCAAGAGACUCGAGCGCGCAGAGGCGUUAGUCAUCAUCGGCGACAUCUUCUCCAAGGCUGCGAGGUCCCCUGAGGAAGAGGGCGACUACCUUGUCUUUGAGCAGCUUGUCGCGGAGGCAGCUCUCAAGAAGGAUAAGGAGUCCAAGAAGAAGGGCAAGAAGCACCACCCGUCAGCAGAGGUGGCCGAUGAUGCGCCCAACGUCCCCAAGCCCGAGAAGGCAUAA
Molecule: messenger RNA, 1521 nt
Organism: Colletotrichum orchidophilum
Lineage: Eukaryota; Fungi; Ascomycota; Sordariomycetes; Glomerellales; Glomerellaceae
Product: DnaJ domain-containing protein
Exons: 3
Coding region: 1-1521 (506 amino acids)
Biological process (GO): protein import into peroxisome matrix
Cellular component (GO): cytosol
Source: RefSeq, a predicted model, not a curated record